Molecule: messenger RNA, 4663 nt
Organism: Schistocerca piceifrons (Central American locust)
Lineage: Eukaryota; Metazoa; Arthropoda; Insecta; Orthoptera; Acrididae
Product: leucine-zipper-like transcriptional regulator 1
Exons: 5
Coding region: 247-1419 (390 amino acids)
Biological process (GO): proteasome-mediated ubiquitin-dependent protein catabolic process; regulation of proteolysis
Cellular component (GO): cytoplasm; nucleus
Molecular function (GO): ubiquitin protein ligase binding
Source: RefSeq, a predicted model, not a curated record
AGCAUACUUUCUCUGCAGUUCCGGCUGAGAUGCCGUUCGCGACGUGUUGUGCAUUCCGCUGCUGUCACGUGCUGGCCGAGGUUUUCGUUGCAGCCGUGGUGGUGAUUCUGCCGCCGUGACGCCACAUCAUGAUGGCGUAACUGUCGCCUGUUCCGCCUGCGGCGCAGUCUUCGAUGCCACCCCUCGGCAUUGUCCCACCACGUGGACACAGCCGUUGUCGCACGCCUUAUCUUAAGUGGAGGAGCCAUGGAAGAGGGAGAAGAGCGCAGAGGGUCUCUGGUAGACGACAUGGUGGCGCUAAUGUCGUCCGGGCAUGCUGCUGACGUCACCAUCAUGGUGGACGGCUUCUGGCUGCCCGCACACAGAGCUGUGCUGACGGCGCGCAGCUCUGUGUUCGCCGCCAUUUUCCGAGAGCAGGUGCUGGAAGUUACUGGCGGCAGCAUCACUGCCAUCGACAUGAGCCACGAGGUGCUGGGGCAGCUCCUGCAGUUCAUGUACAGCGACGAAGCGCCCCUGCUGGAGUGUGUCGCCGCAGAGCUGCUCGCAGUUGCCGACAAAUACUGCGUGUCCCUGCUGAAGCAGCAGUGCGAGGAGCAGAUGAUUUUUGGACUGACCGUGGAUAAUGCUGCAGACAGCGCCGUCCUCGCCUUUGAACAUAUGUGCCCAAAGCUGAAGGCGGCGGCCAUCAACUUCAUCAGUUCGCACUACAAAGAAGUUAUGGCUACAGAGGGAUGGACGAACGCACUGCGGCACCACACUGAAGUCAGUGUGGAGAUCUGUCGUCUGCUGGGGGAUGCUAAAACUCUAGAGGCAGAAUGCGAGACUGAAGAACCAGCAGAGGGGGAAGAUGCCAAGGGCAGGCUGGCGGGCGACCUGCUGGCUCUGCUGGCGUCUGGCGUGUGCAGCGACGUCACGCUGAUGGUGGGCGGGGUCGCGCUGGCGGCUCACAGGGCGGUGUUGGCGGCUCGCAGCCCCGUGCUCGCCGAGAAGCUCACCGACCUCCCGGGCGGCAUCCUGCACGUGGCCGGGGCGCCGGAACAGGAGGUGCGCCGGGCGCUGCGCUACAUGUACAGCGACCAGCUGCCGCCCCCGGCGAGCAUCACAGUCGAGCUCUUGGCACUCGCCGACGACUACGGGCUGCGUGUUCUGAAGGAGUACUGCGAAAAGCACUUGGCAGACGAAAUCACUGUCGACAACGCAGUGUCCGUCGCCAUCGUCGCCAUGAAACACUCCUUCACCUCGUUAAAGGACGCCAGUCUCGAUUUCAUCGGGGACAACAUCUUCGAGGUGAUGGACACGGCCGGUUGGGCUACAGCGAUACACAGUGAGCCGGAGGCUCUCGUGGAAAUAAGCAAAAUCGUGUCAGCGGCACAAAGAUUACAGCUGGAAAGUUGUGGAGAAGAUAGUAGUGAAGACUGAGAUACAAAGGAAGUAUGGCGUUUUGCUGGUAGGUGCACUCCACAGCUAGGGCCAGUAUCAACCUAGAAUGGGCAGCUUCAACAAACAGAAGUAGUCCAAGGGGAUAGCCAUCAGGCUGAUGCAUCAGGACAUGCAGAAAGUCUUUGGAAUCACCUGGCAGAGGACAGAUUAAGAACACACUAGCUGGGAACAACCGAUGAAAAUGUACCUCGACAUGUGAUCUGAAGAGACCUUAUCAUUUGUAGGAGAAAUGGCUGCUGAUCAUUAUGAGAAAUCGCCAUUAUCAAUAUGACAUCCAUUGUUGAGUGAAGGACUCUACCUGAGUUACCUAUGUUUUCCGAUUUUCAACUGUAUGUUUCCAUUAGAUCAUUGCCUUGGUCUUUUGAUGUCUUUUGGAAUAAAUAUAAUUUCCUUGUUUUAUCUGUCAUCCAUCACACAUAUUCGAUUGUUAGUAGUAAAAAUUCAAUUUAUUGAACCAAAAGUACGUUACUGUUCAUUUACUUUCUGCAUAGCUUGUCACUGCCUUCAACUGAGAUAAAAACAAAAACUUAUCAACUGAUUGAAUGAAAUCAUUUUUAGUUUAUACAAAUUUAUGAUCGAAGUUCUAGUUGUAGAAUAUUCUAGUAUAAUAAUAAAAUUUCUAUUCAUCCUUCAAUUCAGUUAAGCUUAGCUGUUGAUUGUUGAAACAGACAUGCAUUCGAAGCAAACAAUAUAAUAUGCUCCACAAGCUGUAGGUUGUUCCAGCAAUUAUCAGUAAAUUCUAAUUCCUCUUUUCCAUCCCAAUUGAACAACGUGAAAUCCCCCCUAGUGCUGUUAAGUUUAGCUUUGGUGAUACAGCAUCUCUUUUCUGUCUCCUCUUUCAGUUCCGAAUUUCCUUCUAUACAGACGAAAUUCGUGGUGUGAUGGUAUCAUAAUGGGACUGAUACUGUAAAAAAUUUUAUUUAAAGAAAAACAUAUAUAUGUAGUUAUUGUCACUCUCAACAUACUCUUCUCCUCUAUCCCUACAAUGCUCCUUGCAAAUGUUCCAUCAAUGUGGAAGUCUUUCUCUGGGAGAUCCAGACUGAAAUCUUGUUCCUUUUAAUGCAGAUUUGACCUUGGGGAAUAGAUAAGUCACAUGGUGCUAGUCAGACGAAUAAGGUAUGUAAUUUAAUACUUAGAUGCUGUACUUUAAUAGAAACCUCUUUUAGCCAGUGUAUUGUCUUGAUGUAGAACCCUUGACUUGUUCUUCCACAGUUUAGUUCAUUCAGUUAUUUCCUGUUGGAGUCGAGCAAGUACCGCAAGGUAAUAGUUUUGAUUGAUUAAUAGUGGGGAUACACAAUUCUAUGAAUGUUGAAAAACAAGGCAAUCAUCAUCACUUUGAAUCUUGGUUUGCUGAUUGGAACUUCUUUCACUUUCAGUGAAGCUGGCCUUUCCACUGUAUGGAUUGGUGCAUAAUUUCUGUAAGUCAAAAACCAAGAUCUGUCACAUGGUUUCAUCCUUUCCAAGAAACUAGUACAUUUUCAGUGGUACUCAGGUUGUCAGUACAACCAUUUCCACGAGUUUUCUUUUUGUUCAUCAUGGGAAUCUUUGGCACUAGUUUCGCUUAAACUUUUAUCACGUUAAAUUGGAUAUGAAAAAGUUGUAUUAGAUAUUCAUCAACAAUUACUGCAGUUCCAGCAAUCGAUCAAAUACUAAACUUAUGCUUACUUUUUGAUAUAUUCAUCCAUUUUUUAUAAUGACAGGCGUCCUGGUCGUGAGACAUCUUCAAUGUCUUAGAGACAGUUGAACCACUCAAAAACUCAUGUACAUCAGAAACAGUGUUAGCAUCGUACUUCUUUUACUGAAAGAUACGUUGCAAUAGCCUUUUUUCCAAGUUACAUGUGAAACUCCACAACAAUUAGUUGCUGUAUUAUUACAAUUAUCAUUUUUCUGGCAAAACAAAGUAACAGCUCUUACACAAACAAAGGCUACGGCCUUGCUGAUUGUCUGCAGACACUAGAGAUGAUGUAUUCGACUUAGACAGUGUCCUGCUUAAUAGCUACUGGCUAUUCAUCUUCCGAACAUGUGUGUCCUGUUAUUUUGUAGCCACACCUCAUGCUAUGGAUUCUGUAUUCUUCAGCAUAUAAACAGAAAAUGAAUUAUGUCUGGUUUCUCAAAGGAUAGAAGGACAAUAUCCCUACAAAUUGCUAACUGAAAAUCAUUUUCUAUUUUUAGAUUACCUUUAUCUCAAAAUCACCUUUUUUGUGACAUGUUUAUAAUAUUAUUUUCUAAGAUUCUGAACUCAUUGCUUGUAUUCCACAGUAAAUUUUUCUGCUCAUGAAUGAAUUCUAGUUAUCUUUUUUCUGACUCCAUCCAUGACAGAUAUGACUCUUUCAAGCUUUACAUUUGUGUUUCUCUUCAUUUAUUAAUAUAUGAUCCCUGGAAAUUUGUAAUAGGUUUGAGAUAUAUCCUACACCACUUUUUUAUUGAUUGAUAAAAUAAAAUACGUUUAAUUUUGUUUUGCAUUUGAGCUUAAUAAUGCUAUUUUCUGUUCUUCUCUUCAUUUUCGAAAAUACAAGUAUGUUAAGGAAAUACAUGUGAUAUUUUAAGAAAAUUCUGUAAUUUUGUGUUGUCUGUGAUUUAUGUUAAGUAUGAUCCCUGUCAUUUCUCAUGUAUAUAGUGUUUCCCAUUCAAGAAUCGAUUUAUUGUUUUGUUAUACUCCUAGUUACCAUUUGUCAUAGAUUUUGUUGUCAUUUAUCACUUUUGUAACACACACAGUCGUCUUCUACCUCCUCACUAGAAUGUGAGUUCAUUGGGUGAGAGACUUCUAUGAUUUUUAUAGAAUAUUUUCGCUUAAAAAAUGAAACUCUUACUUUCUGUCAGAGAUUUCUUCAAUAUCUCUAACAGUAUUGUUUCGUUUCAUAAUAUUAAUAUUUUCUUAAUAUUAAUAUGUCAUUUUUGUUCUGUCAGAAGUACUGAAGGUGUAUAAAUGUUGAGCAAUAUACCAUUAUUUGGAAUUUGUGGUUACAUUAAGAGUCAAAUAUUCAAAAUUUGAAUUAUUGUUGUGCAACAGUUACACAUAGAAUAUUGUUUGAUUACCACAAACCAAAACGCUUGAUUAAAGCAUUGGUUUUGGCCACAACAAAUGACACACUCUUCCAACAAUAAAGUCUCACAAAAUUAUAAGUAACAUUUUUCUGUACCAAAUGAGUCGUGAAUUAUGUCUUUGCACACUUAUAAGUAAUGAGUUUUUGUAUUUUGAUUGAAAAUUGCUAGUCAAAGGCUA